ACAGGAGUGUUACUCUGUUUUUGUCGCAGUUCAGAUUGGGCUGCUUCUGCGCACUCCUAUCAUGAUCCUCUUUAUCAACAUAACGCUCAUUCCUCUGUGUGUUGACUUUAACAGUCCGGGAGAUUAUUUUAUUUUUAUUUUUCACAUCAUGUCCGGGAUUAGCACUGUGCUAGUGGCCGGUUCAGUGGCAUGUGGUAUUAUUAACACCCAUGCACUUUUAAGACAAAACCGGUUUAUAUUUAUGCUGAACACAAGUAUUUGUGAUACAAUGACCGGCUGUGGUAUUUUCUAUGAAUUUCUCUUUGAUGUGCGGUUGGGCUUACCUUUCAUGAAUGACACUUACUACAUGUUACCAUCUCUUCUUGGAGUUAAUAUCAUGACGUUCCUAUUCGCCCAGUUUGAACGAUAUAUUGCCGUGUGUCAUCCAUUUUUUUAUGGUCGUUUUAUCAGCAUAAGAGUGAUUGUGGGUGUCAACGUGUAUAGCUGGGUGCAUGUUUACGGUCAGCUGCUCGUACAACACAUGGUGCCACUUUCUACAGCCAUGAAGAUCGCAACAUACAGCAGAAUUAGUUUGUUGCCGAUAAUUUUCAUAAAAAUAACCAUAACAAUAAAGUUGCUUAUCGUGGCGAAGUACCAUCUCCUCCGAGAGCCGCCGGGCCGGGAGAGAGACAGUAAGAAGGAGUCCUUGUUGAUUAUAAUAGUGGUGGUGGUCAUGUUUUUUCUGCUGCUGUGGGGCCCAUCCUUGCUCUAUUCGAUUGUAUCUCAGAUGACGGGGAAAGACUUUGUCUUUAAAAACGACGCCGUUAACCCAAUGAAAAAUUUAACCCGCAGCAUCGCUCUGGGUACUCCGUCUAUCUACCUAUGGGCGAGCCCUUCACUCAGGACGGCCGUGUGGAAAACCGUGUGGAGCAAAAUCUGCUGCUGCAAAAGGUUGGUCGGACUUAUUAUGUUAAGGGUAAACUAAUGCUUUAUUGACUGAGGAGUGUUCAAACUUGACAGAGAGUUCGUUUCAAUGGCUGCAUCUCCAAAUUAACAUAAAUACAAUUGAAACAGAACGUAUUCAAUUCCACCCAGUGUGAACAUGCGUUAUUUUGUAGGUUACUUUAAUUUUAAUAAGCAGAAUGCAAUGAGAAUGAAACUGAUGAUCUAAUUUAAAUAACAGUGGCCGGAGGC
Messenger RNA from Micropterus salmoides (largemouth bass), 1173 nucleotides. RefSeq names its product tachykinin-like peptides receptor 86C. Gene Ontology annotation, cellular component: membrane. Lineage: Eukaryota; Metazoa; Chordata; Actinopteri; Centrarchiformes; Centrarchidae. Bases 62 to 964 code for a protein of 300 amino acids. The record is from RefSeq and is a predicted model, not a curated record. The transcript has a single exon.